Messenger RNA from Sabethes cyaneus, 2456 nucleotides. RefSeq lists its product as uncharacterized. The coding region runs from base 57 to 2456 and encodes 799 amino acids. The transcript is spliced from 3 exons. Gene Ontology annotation, molecular function: zinc ion binding. NCBI's taxonomy places the organism in Eukaryota, Metazoa, Arthropoda, Insecta, Diptera, Culicidae. The record is from RefSeq and is a predicted model, not a curated record. Gene Ontology annotation, cellular component: nucleus.
CUUACUGGUUUCAAUUUAUUACUUCAAAUCACUCAUAUAGUUUAUUUUAAAAAUCAAUGAUGAACCAUGGUACACAGAACCUUCUCUACGGAAAGUCAGUAAACAAUGUUGAACAAAAGGAUAAUACUUGUUGGCUCUGCCGCAGUGAAUCUCAGCCUCUUCUACCUUUAUUUUCAUCGGAUAAGUCAUCGAAAUUACACAGGCAGGCAAUUUUUGCUUGUUUGGAUAUUGUAGCCCUCUAUGAUAAGGAUGCAAAUAGUGCUAUAUGCUCCGGCUGCACCGAAAAACUAGCUUUAUUUAGUUGGUUUAGUCAUCAAGCAAAAAGCAAUGAUCUGUUUUUACAACAGUUGCCACAGGAACUUUUUCGACCAGGAGAAGAGUACUGUCGGUUAUGUCUAACGACUGACGGAAGUUUAAAUAAAAUAUUUCCGACAAAUGCAGAAACUAGAAGUGAACUUUGUGCCAUGAUUCAAGAAUGUAUAGAAAUCGAGGUGAAUUAUUAUCGAGAUUUUGAGGCACGUGUAUGUAAGCUCUGUCGAUCCGAGUUAUUAUCCAUUGCAACUUUUAAGCAGAUCUGUAAGCAAAGUCGAAGCAAUACCCAGUUAGGUUAUAACAGCGAAGAGGAGAAUUGGCAGAACGAAGAGACCUCAAAUAAUUCGACGUCUCAACAGAAGCGUAAAGGAAAAAAACGCCUCAUAGAGCCUAAUGGUAAGAAGCACAAACCAAACAUAGUGGAAAACGAGUUUGAGCAGGAGUUGUUGAAUGUUUCUGAAAAAAACAAACGCAAGGAAAUCUAUCGUAUGUUAUGGAAGGCGGAUGAUGAACGAAAUUUCGAAGUUAUUAAGCUAAAGAAGGGAAGGGCUAAAAUAAGCGUGGCUGGCUUUAUGUUUCAGAUUUCUGCUAGAAAAAAUGGUGGACCCAGUAUAUGGUAUUGUGACAUGAGGAAACUGAAUAAGUGCAAAAAUAUGGUGACCGUUAGUGCCGACGGUAAGAUUGCUACAUUCAAUUCCAAAAUAAAACAUACGCAUGAGGCCAAGAUACCACGACUUUUAAAAUGCCCACCAGGCAAGGGCAGUCUGCUCAGAGAAGACGGAACGUUGGAAAGCUUCUGGUUACUAUAUUCUGGUACUAUGGGACGAGAAUUUGAAAGGCAACUUGUGUACCGCAAUUAUAGGUAUAAUUUAACGCAUUUGAAUAAUGACGACACUACCGAAUGGUUAUGCAGGUUUAAAGCUUGCCGAGUUACUCUUGAAGUUUCGGGUGUUUUCAAACUUAUUUCCCAAAUUCGAGGAUUCCAUAUACAUCCAGAAUUAUCGGCAAGGGAAAUCGAUGAUGCCUUCAAGGAUUGCAAAUUUAAACCAAAUUCAACAGAUGUGAUAACUCCUUUUCGAGAGGAUAAACUACAAGAAACAAGUACAAAAGAAAGUACGAAUUUGGCAAAACCACAAAUCUAUACAAUACUGGCAUAUGAUGAUUCCGAACGUGAUUUUGCCGUGUUGAGAGCCAAAGGAAAUCGAUACAAAAUUCUAUACCAGGGCUACUAUUACAAAUACUAUCUAAGAGCACCGGGUGGACUUACAUACUGGAAAUGUAUAUGGGACAGUAUACACAAUUGCAUGGCGAUGAUUUCUAUCACGAAUGAUGGUAAACGAGCUUCCAUUUACGGUCAGAUUGAACACAAUCAUCAAACAAAAUAUGCUCCUAUUUUUGAUUACGAUCUUAAACAAUACUCAGUCAAAAACGUUACCUGUGAUGCAGUGGAACAAAUAUUUUUGCUUUCCCGAGAUUGUAUUUAUUUCAGCAGCAGAUCCCUCCUAUAUUGCCAUAACAUUUAUAAUCUUCGACUUGUCAUCAAUGACGUAGAAACUAGAUGGACAUGCGUGAAGAUCGACCUGCAGAGGAAGCAAUGUCCGGCGCAAUUAAUUAUUCACGGACAGUUUGAAUCCUUCCUGCAAAAGGGAGAGCAUUGUCAUUCGCCGCUAACAGGGCAAGAGAUUAGCAGUGUCAAGCAGGGCAAUAGGCUGGAGCUAUCUGCGCUGGAUAGCGAUGGGCCAUUGUCAGCUGAAGACAAUGAAAAUGCUAUCAACUCCAGUAACUUAUUAAGCAUGUUAAAACAGCAGCUGUUUUCCUAUCCUGCUGGACGUAACAGUAUAUGGGACAAGACUGAGAAGAAGCACAAUACAUUUUUCUUGCUGACAGGGAACACUAGAACAAAUGAUUACCCAAAUGUGGUGUUCUAUAACGAUUACCGGUACGCUUUUGCAUCAAUAGAUGAGUACGGAACCAGCCAGUGGAUUUGCGGCCAACUAUUGGAUACGAAUAUGAUGCAAGGUACAUGUACGGCGCAUCUGACAAUUGAAGGUGUUUUCCAGCGUUUAACGUUUAAAGGAGUUCAUAAUCAUGAAAAGAUUCAUAGGCCAAUUGCAGAAUUUCUAUAUAGUAGUAUAGAUACAUAG